AUGACAAGAAACCCUGUGCAUAUUAAUCAGUCAGUCCAAUCACAAACAUGGCUGCCGCCUUCUGAAAAACUUCCCACGAUCUCCCCAUCACCUCUUUCUGAUGACUUUCUCUUUAUUCUAUCUACUGCGUUCUCAGUUUUACCUUCUUUUUCUAAUUUCUUAUGGUCUUCCGCCUUUUUAUUUUCUUACCUUUUCCUCACCUUGCCUUUUUUCUGUCUUUAUCUUUUAUUUUUAAAUUUUUAUUUCCUUUUCUAUUCCUUUCUACUUCCUUUUUAUUCUAUCUUCCGUUUCUACCAUCGACAUUUUCUCUGGUCUUUUCUUUUGGCACAUUUGCUUUUUCUUCUUUUUUUCUCUUUUCAUUCCUACAGUCUACACUAUCCCUUUCAUUCCAUCUAUUUGUUCUGUGUUUCUCCCUUUCUCACUCUCUCUCUCUCUCUCUUCUCUCUCACUCUCUCUCUCUCUUCUCUCUCACUCUCUCUCUCUUCUCUCUCACUCUCUCUCUCUCUUUCUUCUACUUAUUUCUUUCAUUAUUUCUCUUUCUCUUUUUUUUUCUCUAUUUCUCCAUCUUCUUUCGUUGACUUCUUUCCUCUCUUUAUUUUCUCUCUAUUCUCUCGUUGUCGCUUUUCUACUCUUUCUUUUUUUUCUCUAUUAUUUCCUCUUCUGUUUAUUUCUUUAUUCGCUAUAGCUUCCUCUCCCUCUCUUUCUCAUUAUCUUCCAUCUGUUCCCUUUCUCUCUACUCUUCUGCUUAUCUCCCUCCCCCCCCUCUCUCUCUCUCCCUCUCUCUCUCUCUCUCUUGUUGCCUUUUCUUCUUUUCUAUUGUCUUUUUCUUGCUUUUCAUCAUUUCUCUCAUUCUACACCAGACUCCUUUAUCUUCUUUUUCCUUUACUUUGUUGCCGCCUCUCUUUAUCCUCUUUUAAGUGUACUUUUCUCCCCUCACUCAUUCCUUAUUUUUCUUUGUUUUUCACCUUCUUUUUUGUCUAUUCUUCCUCCGAUUGUUCCUGCUUCCCCUUCUCUCUCUCUCCUCAUUCGCUUGCCUCCCUUUACUUAUUUUUCUCCUCUUCUUGCCGGACUAUUCUUUCUCUUUCUCUAACUUCUUUGUUUCCUUGUUUCUAUCACUCAGUUUUAUUCCUAAGAAUUGAGUCUCGUAUUUAUCUUCUUCUUUAUCAUCAUCAUCAGCUACUCCUCCUUUUCUUCUUCUUCUUCUUCUUCUUCUUCUUCUUCUUCUUCUUCUUCUUCUUCUGCUGCUGCUUCUUCUUCUUCUUCUUCUUCUUCUUCUUCUUCUAA
Molecule: messenger RNA, 1284 nt
Organism: Acanthosepion pharaonis
Lineage: Eukaryota; Metazoa; Mollusca; Cephalopoda; Sepiida; Sepiidae
Source: the annotation of a GenBank genome assembly